Messenger RNA from Temnothorax curvispinosus, 7385 nucleotides. RefSeq names its product putative leucine-rich repeat-containing protein DDB_G0290503. Gene Ontology annotation, molecular function: ATP binding; microtubule binding; microtubule motor activity. Gene Ontology annotation, biological process: microtubule-based movement. The coding region runs from base 103 to 7179 and encodes 2358 amino acids. The record is from RefSeq and is a predicted model, not a curated record. Lineage: Eukaryota; Metazoa; Arthropoda; Insecta; Hymenoptera; Formicidae. The transcript is spliced from 7 exons.
GUAAUAAAGCAGUUGAGUGAGUCUUAAGACUCACAGAAAUUUAUAAAUUUCUGUGAUAGUAAAUUAACGCGAUUACUUCAAGCUUCGUUGGGAGGCAAUGCAAUGACGGUCAUAAUAUGUGCGGUAACACCUGUUGCACUGGAUGAAACUCAAUGCACAUUAUCAUUCGCAUCUAGAGCUAGAAACAUAAAAAAUAAACCUGAAAUCAAUGAAGUUAUGUCCGAUGGUGUACUCUUAAAACGAUAUGCGAAACAGAUAGACAAGUUACAUACAGAAUUAGAGAGAAUGAAACAGCUAACUCAACAGACCGAUUAUCAAGAGAUGGAAUCUAAGAUACAGGAGAAAGAACGCAUUAAUCAGACCCUAGAAGAGCGCAUUAGAUUGUUGCAAACUCGGAUAGUCACUUCUGCUAAUUGCAAUAAUGCAGUAUCGUUUAAGACUAAAGAAAAAAGAAGACAGACAUGGUGCGGCACUGGUGGAUAUAAGUCGAAUACAUCUGCAUUUCAAAUGUGCACGAAUUUGUCACCAAUCAAAGAAAUGUCGCCUAUAAAAUCUCGCAACAGAAAGUCAGCUGAUAUUGCGAAUGCAUCAUUCCAAAUAGCCUUUACUGAUUUUGAACUGGAACUGAUGGAUAGUGAGGCAAAUCGUGAAGAAGAAAAUAGUAGCGAUGACGAUACUUUUGUGACAUAUCGUAAACACACUCGUGUUAAAUUUACAGAUGACGUAAUUAUUCACAAGUCGCCUAUAAAUUACAACGAUGAUAGCACUACAUCUGAGAAAAUUGAUAUAUCUAUUCAGACUGAAAGCCAUCAAUCUCCUGGUACACCAAAGCAGACUCUACGGGACAGAAUUCAUAAUUUGACAGAAGAAUAUUCACAGCUUAAAGAAUUUACAACCUUGGAGAAGCAGCUAUAUAUUGAAGACCAUUAUUCUGAACUUCAGGAAAAACUUGCAAGGUUUUCACAGUUGGAAAAGCAGUUGGAAAAUAUCACGACUGAUAAGAACUUUUUCGAACACAUAGCAUCUGAUCUUCGUAAAAAGUUAACUGCAGCUGAAUUACGUUACACUUUGACAGAAGAUAAACUAAACGCGCAAGAGUCAGAGCUACAAAAAAUACCAGAUUUAGAAAAGAAGGUCACGCAAUUAUCUGCGCUGGAGAUAGAGGUCCAAAAAGUUCCAGAACUACAAAAACAGAUAGCCCUUCUUACAGAUGAAAAAAAUGGAUAUGAACAUGUUGCGUCUGAACUGCGAAAAAAGCUUAACGAAGCUAAAGCAUGCAAUAUUUUAUUAGAAGAUAAAUUAACGACACAGAAUGUAGAAUUAGACAAACUCUCGUCGAAUAAAACUAUUUCUUCCGAAAAAGAUGAAUUGCAAUGUAAAAUAACUGAUCUUCAAAAUAAAUUAACAGAAGCGGAAUUGAGCAAUAAUUUAAUGACGAAUAGACUGGAUGAGCAGCAACAAAUGCUACAAAAUCUUCUAGAAGAAAAGAAUGAAUUUGAUCGUACUGCUUCUGAAAUGCAAAAUAAAUUAAAAGAAGCGGAAGAAAUCAAUCACUCGAUAAGAAAUGAAUUAAACGAGCAACAGUUAGAAAUCCAGAAAUAUCAAGAUCAAGAGAAGCAGAUUGCACAACUUAAAUCUGAGAAUCACCAACUUGAACUUACUAUCGAUGAACUUCAAGAGCAACUAAUAGACACAAAAGUAAUAAUUAACGCAAAGGAAAAUGAGAUGGAUGAAAACCAGCAAGAUUUAAAUAGAUUUCAACAUCUAGAGAAUAUUAUCCAAGAAAAAAUGGAAGUUGAACGAAUCAAUAGUAUGUUAAGAGACGAAUUGAAAGAACUAGAACUAAUGAAUGGUUCGAUGAAAAGUAAAUUAGAUGCACAGGAGCUAUAUAUACAAAAGACUUGCAAUUUGGAGAAUCAGGUUGACAGUCUUGCAAUCGAGAGAAAUGAAUUCAAAGGUAUAAUUAAUGAAUUGGAAGAGAAAUUGAGAGAAGUAGAACUAAUAAACAGUUCACUGCGAAAUAAAUUAGAUGAAUAUGAAGCAAAUACACAUGAAAUUGACAGUUUAGAGACCUCUCUUACACCUGAAAAUAACUCUGAACAGAUUAUUUCGGAAUUGCAAAAGAAAUUAAAGGAAGCAGAAUUGUGUUACAAUUUAAUCAAGGAGGAAUUAAAUGUGCGUCAAGCGGAAGUGCAGAAAAUGAUUGAGGAACAAGGCAAAUCUAUUGAAAAUUUUGCAGUUGAAAGAAAUAAAUUGGAAGAUACAAUUCAUAAGCUACAAGAAAAGUCAAAGGAAGCGGAACUGGAUAAUAAUUUAAUGAAGGAUAGAAUAAAUGAACAGGAAUUGCAGUUGCAGAAGAGUCAUGAUAUGGAACAAGAGAUUGAACGUCUCACAUUGAAAAUAAAAAACUUCGAGUCUAUGGUUCACGAGUUCGAAGAAAAGCUGGCCAAUUCUCAGCAUCGUAUUUCAGCCAGAGACGAAUCGGAUGGAGAACAAUUACAAAAGAUUCAAUUAGAUGCGCAAGUCGCAAGUCCGAUAUCUGAAAGAAAUGAACAGGACUCUAUAACAUCACAUCAACAAUCAAAGAGUCCUGAAAAGGAAUUAACGGACAAUCAAAGCAGAGACGAAAUUAAUUAUCUGGAUAGUCGUAUAAAUGACUCGCAAAGUAUUUGGGAUAUACAGAACGAAAAUACAUACUUGAAAGAACAGGCAGCGAAAUCGAUAUCGGAUAACGAACACAACUUAAGCAACGGUGAUUCGAAAACUAUAGAUGAUUUAUCAAUUUCGAGGAUGUCUCUAGAUGAUAGCGCUAAAUUAUCUGCAGAUCUUGUUUUAAAAAAUCAAGAAUUAGAUGAAAUAAAGCACGAUGUGCGAAGCUUAAAAGCGGACAUAGAAAAGUUACAGAAAACUAUAUAUUUGUUAACAACCGAGAACAGCGAUUUGGCAAGUAAAUUAAUAAUGGAGAAGGAAAGUAACGAGAGAUCAGCUAUUCAAUCUCAGCAGACCAUCGAUGAGCUUUACGCGCGAAACUCAAAGAUAUUGAAGGAAAAACUCGAGCUGGAGAAUAAUUUAGCAAAUCUUAACGAACAAUUAGAAAUCCUUCGCUCGAGAAUGCCCGAGGUGAACUUAAACGAAGAGCAGAUGACUCACAAGUAUGAAGAACAGAUCAAUUCAUUGACAGAAAGAAAUACAGAAUUGGUAUCCGAUAUCACAGACAAAACGAAAGAACUUGAAAUGUUAAAAGAGAGUAAAUCGCUUCUGUUUGAACACGAGUGCAGCUACAAAGAUAAAUUAACGGAUCUUAUGGAGAAACAUAAAGAUUUAACAGUCGAAAACAGUGAACUUUCCACUGAUUUGAUGGACAAAAUCGAAGAGAAUGAAGGAUUAAGACAAGAGUGUGACAUUCUACAGAGUAAACUAAAAUUGUCACUGGAGAAUAAAGAGAAUAUUGGUAACAGCGAUACGGAGCAACUGAGAACGGAGAAUACUCUGUUGAAAACCGAGCUGGUGGAGCUGAAAACUAACAUGAAAGUUUUAAACGAAGAAAACUCGAAAAUAUCCAGUCAAUUAAUGGAAACCAUAGAAGACUUAGACAAUGCACGAAAGUGCAAUUCUGGUAACGAUACCAUGCAUUUGUCGACAUUAUUCAACACCAAUACCUUAAAUGAUACAAUGGAUAAAUCUAUGUUAGACGACAAUGCCGAAGCAAAAAUCGUAAGUCUGCAAGAGGAAGUUAAACAUCUCAAGGAUCUCAAUGGAAAGCUUAGCGAUUUAAAAUUAAGUGCCUGUACUCAAUGCAUUCAUUUGAACGAGUUAAACGACAGCCGAAGAACGCUCAAGCUCGAGGUGAAGAAUCUUAAUCGUAAAUUGGAGUACUAUGAGAGAAAGUUCAAUAGCAAAUCCGCACAGAGCGACGCGCUUAUGCUAAAGGCUAAAGAAGACGUAAACAUAAGUAUGUGCAACUUAUCUCUUAAUGCCAGUUUCUCGGAGAACAUGAAUGUCAGCUACGUCGAAGAAAGACUUGUAUCUCUAAAGAACGAAUUACAAAUUUGGAAAGAGGAUCAUAAUAAGCUAUCGGAAUUGUAUGAAGAAAAAUGUAAUGAGUUUGAAGAACUGCAAAAUAACACGAUCACGGAUUCGACGCCGACCGAUGAUGUACAGAUUUCCAGCACCAAGAAAUCUCCAAGUAGAAGUUCAUCAAGAUUAGAAAAUAUCGAAAAAGUUAUGAGCGAUUUGCAAAAUGAUUUCAAGAAGAUAAAAGAAAACAACGAAAGCGUCAAGACAGAUCUUGCAAAGUUUACUAAUGAGAAAGAAUCGCUAGUGGAUAAAAUUAAUACGUUGAAGACCGCUAAUGAACAGUUGUUGCAGAAAUUGUCGGAAAGUGAACUCGUUCAUACUACUGCUUUAGAGAAAGCCGAUAUCCUCGAAAACGAGCUAAAAGAUAUGACGAAAAAGCUUCAAGAAAUUACAGUAAAGUAUAAACAGAUUGAAAAUGCAAAGCUACUCCUUGAAGUCGAAGCGGAAAGUCUAAAAGAAAACAAAGUGAUGAAAGAACAAACAGUAAAUGAUUUACGUCAAAGCCAUUCCUGCUUAGAACGCGAAUUAGAUUUAAUAAAGAAAGAGAAAGAAGCGCUCAACAACGACAUCGUUCUUUUGGAGCAAAAAUAUAAGGAAGAACUAGAAUCACUAAAGGCAACGAACGGAGAAUUGAUCAACUCUAAAGCAACUAUCUCGCAGGAAUUUGCUAAUUAUUCUAAAGAUUCGGAAAAUAGAUUGACGGAACUUAAUGAAAAGAUAAAUAAGUGCACUUUCGAAAACGAUUACUUAAAACAGGAAUUGAUCAAGCUGCGCGACAUAGAAGAUAAAUUUGAGAAGAUGAAAACUGAGUAUCAAUCCAAGUCACAGCAAGAUAAGACAUUAGCCGACGAUAACAAGAAGCUGAAAAAUGUUUUGACUGACACUUCUAAGAACAUCGUUAAGGAGAUCAAGUCUCUCAAACCUAAAGUCGACACUCGGGAAUUUAUGGAUAAAUCGGUGGAUGAGCUGUUCCAGAUAUUCUUGCAAACUAUUUUGAUGAAAGAGAAGGAAAUAGUGAAGACUAUGCAGGAGCAUUUCGAUAAGGAGAAGGAAAAGCUCGUGGAUGAAAAGCGGCAGAGCGUAGACGCGGAAAAACGUACGUCGCUGUGGGCGAGAGAACUGGAGUGCGACAUAGAUAAACUUCAGAAGGACUUGUCCGAGCGAGAAAUUGCAUCUGAGGGAUUGCAGAAAGAAAUAGCGCGCUUGGAGCAACUUUUGGAAGAGAGUAAUCACGACCGAGAGGUAUUGAGAGAGAAGAAUAGCCUGCUCGAGGCGGAUCUCAAUAACUUGCAAAUUGAAUACAAUAAAUAUUGUAAGAUCGACACGGUGAAUGAAGAGGCCAUCACUAUUGCGCAGAAACGAGAGAAGCAAGCGCAAGAAAUGUUCAAGAAUAAAGAAACAGAAUUUCAGAUGAAGUUAAAGUCUGAGAAGGAGGCGUACAACAAGCGGCUCGAAGAUCUCACGUGCACAAUAGAGUCGUUUAAGACGAAAAAUAUGGAACUGGCGAGUAACAUCGAGGGUCUCGAAGCUAAUCAGAAGCAACUGAAGAACAUUAUCGACCUAAAAAAUAACGAAUUAAUGAAAAACAAUCAAAUUAUUCAAAAAAUGCAAGUCGAAUUGGAGCAGCUCACGGAAGCUCACAAUGACUUGAAUAAGGAAUUGCACGAGAAAGAGUUACGUAUCGCGGAAAUCAAGGAACUUCUGAAAACUAAAUGCGACGAGCUGACGGAGUAUAAAGCUAAUUUCGAGACGAUCGUGCCCGAGAACAAGCUGUUGAAGCAACAGAUCAACGAGCGGAAAGCCAGCAUAGAGCAGUACAAGGUGGAAAUAGAGAUCCUGAAAAUGGGAAACAAGAAGGAGAUCGAUGCGAUUCAAGAUCAAUUGAACUUUGUGAAACUGAAGAAUGUCGAGUUGAACAAGCAGAUAGAUGAAUUAAAUAACAAGAACGUAGCCUUGACGGAAGAGACGAACGCUUUAAAAGACGAUUACAAGACGUUACAACAUAAGUGUACGACAUUGGAAAGGCGAGUCAGGAAUAGUACGAGUAAGGUCCAGGCGGAAGAACGAAUGGAAGAACUGAAGGACUUGAAUAGGUCUUUGCGAAAUAAUUUGGACGGUGCUAGCAAUCGGAUAACGGAAUUACAAGCUGUGAAGGCCGAUCUGAUGAAGCAACUGGUUAUCUUAAGUAGCCAGUACGACGCGGUGUGCAAAGACAAUCAGGAACUGAAAGAAGCUAUGUCAUCGUUCAGGUCCAGACAUAAUGAUACAUAUACAGCCUGCGAGAAGUUCGACGACUUGCUACAAGAGAAGAACAAAAUUGCAUUAGAACUAGAAGCGACGAAAGUUCAGUUGAAUCAGAAGAACAGGGACAUCGAGAAUUAUACCAGCGCGAUAAAGGAAUUGACAGAAAAGAACGCGGAGCUCGAUCGAGAAUUGGACGAGUUGGCAGAAGUUAUUCGCGAGCAUGACACCGAGAACGCGAGGCUUCAAGACAAGUAUUACGCGUGUCGUGUCGAGACUGACGAACUACAGGACAAGAUCAAAGCUCUCGAGAGGAAAGAUCCAAAUUAUCAGUCGCGAACGAGCUUUUCGUCCUCCGACAGGGCUGACAAGUCUCACGAUGAUGAAUGCAAUUGCGUGACGUUGAAGACCAAGAUACGAGAGUUGCAACUGGAGGUGGUGUCGAAGAAUGGAAAGAUCGCGACGUUGGAGCUGCAAAUACGUAGCGGAAGUUUCCCAUAUCAGGCGAAGUGUAAAGAACUACAGGAACAGGUAUCGGCGUAUAAUAACAAGAAUAGCGAGCUAAAAGCGGAAAUCCAACGACUGCAGUUGGCCUUGGUGCGUACAAGCGUGAAAGAAUGUGACGUAUGCAAACAGAGACUUGUAAAUAGGAGAGAUCAAACAUGUCAGACGAUGCCGAACAACUUAUUGCGACUUUGCGGCACAAGCAGCGGCAUAAUCGAUGAUGACAUAAGAAUAAGGAAAUUGGAGAAGGAGAAGCAGAUCAUGAAAGACGUGUGCCGGUCUCGAUCGAGGACUAUAAAAGAACUCGAGAAGCAAAUAGAAGAGUACGAGAAGUUGUUCCAUUCCAAAAAUUCAUGAUUUACGAGAAUAUUUCACCGCGUUGCCAUAUACUGACCAAAUUAUCAUCGAUUACUGUAAUUAUUAAAUUGUGUGAUUCUGGUGGCCUUCCGGUGGAAUUGAACAUUGAUGGCUCUAAUAAUUGCUCUAAAGUUUACAUAAUAUAUAGAGCAUAUAAAAUGUAAAUAUUUUUAAUGUUACGAUAAUACCAGAUGUAGAGUUUUAUA